This is a messenger RNA of Owenia fusiformis, 2857 nucleotides long. The record is from the annotation of a GenBank genome assembly. NCBI's taxonomy places the organism in Eukaryota, Metazoa, Annelida, Polychaeta, Sabellida, Oweniidae.
AAACUGAGUUCUGGGAAAAUACCUACGGUGAAUUUAGAUCUCUUGUGCCAGCUGUGUUCGGAGGAAUUAUUUAGGAUUUCUGCGGCAAAAAUAUGAGAGAGUGUAUUUCAAUUCACGUUGGCCAGGCGGGUUGUCAGAUUGGUAACCAAUGCUGGGAACUAUACUGUCUAGAACACAAUAUCUCCCCAGAUGGUCAUUUCCUGGAGAAAAACUGCACGAACGGGGUAGCCCCGACCAACGAUGGGUUGAGGGAGUUAGGCGGGGCUGGAGAUGACGACGCUUUUAACACGUUCUUUCAGGCCACACGAUCGGGAAAGCACGUGCCGAGAGCCAUAUACGUAGAUCUAGAGCCAAGCGUCAUAGAUGAAGUUCGGACAGGUAAAUACAAGGACCUUUUCCACCCGGACCAGCUGGUCAAUGGAAAAGAAGACGCUGCCAAUAACUAUGCACGUGGCCACUAUACUGUAGGCAAAGAGCUCAUCGAUCUAGUAAUGGACCGCAUCAGAAAAAUGUCGGAUCUGUGCACUGGUCUACAGGGCUUCCUCGUCUUUCACAGUUUCGGUGGUGGAACUGGCAGUGGUUUCGCUUCUUUGUUAAUGGAAAGACUCUCUGUCGACUAUGGCAAGAAAUCAAAGUUAGAAUUUGCCGUGUAUCCUGCACCCCAGGUUUCUACUGCUGUUGUGGAGCCGUAUAACUCUGUACUUACCACACAUACAACACUGGAGCACUCGGACUGUGCAUUCAUGGUCGACAACGAGGCCAUAUAUGAUAUAUGCAGGUCGAAUCUAGACGUAGAACGUCCCAGUUACAGGAACCUGAACCGUCUAAUCGCGCAGAUCAUUUCAUCCAUCACGGCUUCGUUGAGGUUCGACGGCUCUCUGAAUGUAGACCUAACUGAGUUUCAGACUAACCUGGUGCCGUAUCCACGGAUUCAUUUCCCUCUGGUCACUUACGCUCCCAUAAUAUCCGCUGAGAAAGCAUUCCACGAACAGUUAACAGUCCCUGAAAUCAGCAACGCCUGCUUUGAGCCUUGUAACCAAAUGGUGAAGUGUGACCCGAGGAAUGGCAAAUACAUGGCCUGUUGUAUGCUGUUCAGGGGAGACGUUGUCCCCAAAGAUGUCAAUGCAGCUAUCGCCAGUAUUAAGGCCAAGAAGAGUAUACAGUUUGUUGACUGGUGCCCAACUGGUUUCAAAGUGGGCAUCAAUUAUGAGCCGCCUACGGUUGUACCAGAUGGCGACCUUGCCAAAGUGAAUCGCGCUGUUUGCAUGAUCAGUAACACAACUGCAAUAGCGGAUGCUUGGUCAAGAUUGAAUAGAAAGUUUGAUCUGAUGUAUGCCAAGCGAGCCUUUGUCCAUUGGUAUGUCGGUGAAGGAAUGGAAGAAGGAGAGUUUAGCGAAGCACGAGAGGACCUAGCCGCUUUAGAAAAGGACUAUGAAGAAGUUGGAAUGGACACUAUUUGUGAAAAUGGCGACGACGAUGAAUACGAGGAGUAUUGAGUAAAAAUGUGAGAAUAUUUUGAGGCUGGUUAUGGACGUCAUCGAUGUACAGUAUUUAUUGUAACAUAAUUAUGAAGCAACCAUUGAUUAAAAGGUUGUGUGAAUUGUCCAAUUAAUAAUAUAAUUGACAAUCGGGCGGGGCUACUUUUCUAUACGCCAUCAAUCAUGAUAAAUUGGAUUAAUGUAUGGAGAGAGUGUCACUCUGACUUGUUACUAUCACGUUGUCUUGGUUAUGAUGAUAGACCUCAAUGAUAUUAGGCUAUCAUCUAACAAAUAAUACAAAUGGCGAAUCAGAUCAGUGAACGAAUUGAAAUACUUGUUAUUUAUAAACUUGUUUUCCACAUGCAAAUACAUGUGCUCCAUCAAUCUUGAAAAUACUAGUUACUUACAAACUUCUUAUCCGCAUGCAAAUACACGUGCUCCAUUGGCGUGCAAAACCGGAUGCGCAAUUUCUCAUGCCUAGAUCUGAGAAAGCACACAUUGAUAAAUUGGGAGUAUUUUUAAUAGCAGCUACUGGUGAUAAUCAUGCACGAUAUAAGUAUUGACAAUAACAUAAUAAUUAUUCUGUGAAUUCAUUAAUAAUUUAUAGACCCACCACGUUCUCAAGCAUGUGCUCCGGUGCUACUAUACCUUGUUCAAGUUAUUACAUCUAACUACAAGAGUUUCAUCUAGAGCAUAUACUACUCGAAGAAGCUCUCUUUAAUUAUGACUAUUAGAAAGGGUAUGAUUAAGAAGAUAGGUGCAUGUAGUGCAUACAGUACAAUCAUGUGAAUUAUGUUCAUCAUUACAAUGCAUAUAAUUUGCAGUGGAUAAUAAGCAUGGGUUAUCGGUUAUCAUAUCAUGUCAGUUAAAAUACAAUAUCCAUUUCCUGUAUAUGUCGGUUUUUUUAUGAUGGUGAUUUUUGAGUUUGAAAUCUAUUGAAAAUCGUUUUAAAUUCGAAUAGAUGGCGGAAUAGUGCUCAUAUCUUCUUGUUAUUUCAAUGGCCUUUCUACGCAGAAACACUUUCGGUUUUAAAGAAGGGGUCAUAUGAAGCAGCUGUACAAAAAAAGUAAUCGAAUAUCAAACAAACAAGUAUAUUAGUUCCCGAAUAUAUACAAAUCAUCAAAACUUCACAUGCAUAAGCACGUGGCCUCUCCUUCGUUGAUGUUCUCGUCAUAAUCAUGUUGUUUUAUGUGUCUCAAAUGCAAAAUAUUGUGGUGGAUCACUUUUCAUAUCAGAAAUUUAAGUAUGAAAUGAGAAUAAAUGAAUUCACAUUAAUGGGACGGGGAUUAUGUAACUAUACGCCUUUGUAUACGCGACUCAGACUCAUUAACCCAUUCGCAGUUGUAUGUUUUAAACGCCAUUACUGCUGUAUUAUUCUC